This is a messenger RNA of Eremothecium gossypii ATCC 10895, 570 nucleotides long. It is a transcript of the gene FCF1, whose product is annotated as rRNA-processing protein FCF1. Gene Ontology annotation, cellular component: nucleolus; small-subunit processome. The coding region runs from base 1 to 570 and encodes 189 amino acids. The transcript has a single exon. Lineage: Eukaryota; Fungi; Ascomycota; Saccharomycetes; Saccharomycetales; Saccharomycetaceae. The record is from RefSeq and is marked provisional.
AUGGGGAGAGCUAAGAAGACCAGAAAGUUUGCGCUAGUGAAGCGAACGCUGAAUGCCAAGAAGGACACACGCAUAAAAGCCAACGCUGAGAAGGAAGCCAAGAAAGAUGACCCGGAACUGACGAAGCACAUCCCGCAGGUCUCCAGCGCGCUGUUUUUCCAGUAUAACCAGGCCAUAAAGCCGCCAUACCAGGUUCUGAUCGAUACCAACUUCAUCAACUUCUCCAUCCAGAAGAAAAUAGAUCUCGUGCGCGGCAUGAUGGACUGUCUGCUCGCCAAGUGUGUGCCGCUGAUCACAGACUGUGUCAUGGCCGAGUUGGAGAAGCUCGGACCCAAAUACCGGAUAGCGCUGAAGCUUGCGCGGGACCCCAGGAUCAAGCGCCUAAACUGCUCACACAAGGGCACGUACGCAGACGACUGCCUCGUCAACCGUGUGCUGCAGCACAAGUGCUACAUCGUGGCCACAAAUGACGCGGGCCUCAAGCAGCGUAUCCGUAAGGUGCCUGGCAUCCCGCUAAUGAGCGUGGGAGGCCACUCAUAUGUCAUCGAGAAACUACCUGAUGUAUUCUAG